GUUUCGCCCGGUUGUCAUUCCCGAAGGAAAAAAAAGAGGGUGUGAACGUAAUUUACCUGGCCACCGUCACCUGGUGCUGUUCAUAUACAUGUCGGUCGUCGAAUUUCAUCUUUACGGAGACGCUAAACGCUGGCUUCGUUCAGGAGUAAGACGGAGAAGGCUUUUCAGGAUGCCAAGAAGAUCCUGACCCGCAGCAGCACCAGGAUGAGCGUGACGUCAUGGUUUCUGGUCAGCAGCUCUGGCACACGCCACCGGUUGCCACGGGAGAUGAUCUUUGUGGGCCGGGAUGAUUGCGAGCUAAUGCUGCAGUCUCGGAGUGUCGACAAACAGCACGCUGUGAUCAACUAUGACCCAAACACAGAUGAGCACAUGGUGAAGGACCUGGGCAGCUUGAACGGGACAUUUGUGAAUGACCUCAGAAUUCCGGACCAGACCUACAUCACUCUCAAGCUUUCAGAUGUCAUUCGCUUUGGCUAUGAUGCUCAUGUAUAUAUCCUGGAGAAGAGUCAACACAAAGUCCCAGAGGAAGCUCUCAAACAUGAGAAGUACACCAGUCAGUUGCAGAUUGGCCUAAAAGCCCUUGAGGCCCGUGUGAAGGACAAGCAGCAGGUCCACAGCACAGAGAAAAACAAAGAGGUCAAUGUCAAGCUACCUCAGAAGAGCGAGCGCCGAGCCCUCUCACUCACAGCUGCGACAGAUACACCAAUAUCCAAGCCAACUCCUCUUUAUGGCCAGCCGUCCUGGUGGGGGGAGGAUGAAGAUCCUGCCACUAAAAUUCAGAACAGAAGUGGAAAAUCCUCUGAACUUCAUUCGGCAGAAUCAGGUAAAGAUGUGUCCAGAUGCGAGCUCAGCGGUUCUCUGUCUGAAAGUCAAGGCAAGUCCAUCUUCUCUUACCGCCGUGAGCCCAGCUACUUUGAGAUCCCCACGAAAGAGCUCCAGCAAUGCCCUCCCAAGAAACAAGAGUUGGAAGUUCAGGAGGUUCCAACAAAGGACACUCACGAUUCCUCUCAGCAUUUCCCAUCCACCCCCACACCCCCUGUGGUUCAAAGUCAUGCCUCCUUCACGAUCGAAUUUGAUGACUGCACCCCAGGCAAAAUGAAGAUCAAGGACCAUGUGACCAAGUUUUCAUUCCGACAGCAGCGUAAGCCACCUCCCACAGAGGCUGUGACCACGCCCACUGAGGUUGUAUCAGCAGAAAGUAAGGUCGCUGACUGGCUCGUUCAAAGUACUGCUAACAUGAUGCUGACGAAGUCACCCAGUGAAAGCAUCUUAAACUCUAACAGUGACCAGUUACUUCCAAAGAGUACCAAGGUGAACCAUGACAAUGGCACCGACAGCGGUUCAGAGGAUGCUAUAAUCAAGUGUUUUCCCCAAUCAUCCCAGAGAGAAUCCCCUCCACAACGCUUCACUGACUCGGAGCACCCGCCGUUCUACUCUCCUCCAGACUCUCAGUCUGGAACUAACAAGGUUGAUCCUCACCACGCCUUUGUCAUAGAGUUUUUUGAUGAAAACUUUGAUAACACCAGACGGAAGCGUUCCCAGACCAACCCACACGAGCCUCCAAAUUUCAGGGCCCAGCUUGACAAGACCUGGAAAAGCUCAAGCCCCACUAGUGAGAGACAAGUCCAGCAUCACGCAUCUAGCACUCCACCGACACAGCGGUACACUAUUCCCCUCAAAGCUCCUUCUUCCACAGCCUCCCAGAGAGCUGGCUCUCUGCGAAGGGAAAAGACAGAAGAACGAAUUAGCACCAGCUUCUCAUCAAGGUCAUCAUCUUCGGUUUCUGUAAGGCCUUUCAGUAGUGUCGGCCGGAGAUCCAAACUUGCAAAGGAGUUUACUACUGAAUGGCUUAAAGAGACAAAACAGAUGUCUUCUUCUAAUGGGGAGAAAAAGCCAUCUAGUCCUCCCACAAAACCUGAACCUGAGACAAUGGUAGUCUCACAGACUGAGGCACUCACAAGCCCUUCUGGACUUAAUUCUUCCCUUCUGCCAAAGACAUCCUCUCCCAUCCACCAGCAUGUUCCCCUCAAGGUACCCAAAAUACCUCUGGUCUCUCAGAGUGGCGAGGUUAAGGUCACCCAAGGUGGCCCCAGAAAUGAAGAGGAGGAAACUUUAAGUGAUGCCGGAACUUACACCAUUGAAGGGGAUGUCCAAGAUAAGGAGAUUGAAGAGGCGCGGAGCAAGAUUGAUCAGGUUUUUGGCGUUGUUGAGAAUCCUGAAAGAACCAACCAGAGUGAAGCACACACAGCAACAUUUAGGCCUGUUAAUAGUGAGGGCAGGGAGCAGCAUAGGGAGAGUAGCAGUGGGGAGGUGAGCCCAGCUCCACAUCAAGGAGCAAGUGGGGUGAAGGUCCAGCCAUCAGGUGCAGUGUUGCAAGGAGCUCCAAAAUGGAUGUCUUGCUGGGCUAGUUUGGCAGACAGCUAUGUGGAGUCUGGCCCUUCCUCUGUCCUGCUUGAUAUGUCGUCCCAGAUGGAUCUGUCGGGAGGGGCACGGGACACAAUCAUCUACAAGACCACACUCAACCAAAAUCAUGACAGCAUCGACUCUGAAUGCCCAAAAGCCCAAUGCGUCCUUGAAGGGAAGAGUGACGUUUCAGCUCCCAGCAUUCAUAUUCACUAUGACACGCACUCAACAUUUGAUGUGGAGGAAAGUAGCUUGGUGGACUUAAGCCCUUAUGAUGGCAUUCAUAGGUUGUCUGUGCAGGAUGAUGUGGAGCCUGAUAGUUUGAGUGAUGCCAGCAAGUCUGAUGAUGGCUCCAUCAUAGAGCAGACGAGAAGGCCACUGUCGAACACAGAGGAUAAGAAAAAUAAAGAGGAGCUCACGCUGGCAGGAAAGUCUAAAUCAUUCUACAUAGGAUCAGAAGAAGAGUCCCCCCAAACGGAAUAUGGAGGCUCAAAACUUCUAAAAAACAUUCAAGAAAAUACAGGAAAAAAACUUUCCACCAAAACCUUCUCAACGGCUACCUUGACCAAACGUCGAGGUAGCCACCAAUCUGGUAAAGUAAGACCCAGCAUGUCUGCUCCUAUUCUGGGCCAAGCCAAACAGAACCCUGAGUCCAAAGAAAGCUCUGUAUCCUCCUUAGUUAGGCAAGAGAGCUUCACCAAGGACCAUCCCAGCAGUGCCAGACUGCCCAACAUCUCUUCUCAAAGAGACCUAGAACAUGAUUCAUUUCAGCCAACAUACAACCAGGACACUCAUUCUUACCUCAGAGAGACUGAAAAUGUUCUGGCGGUGCUAGAAGCCAAGCUCCAAGCGGGCCAAUCAGAAUCCAACCCGUCUCCCAUUCCAGAUUCCCUCUCAGGGGAAUCGGAUGUGGAUUCCUCCAGCACACUCAGCCAGCAGAGCAGUAAGGUCAGGUCACAACCGAAAACUCUCCUGAGUGGUCUCCACAGGGAGACGUCCUCAACCAGCAUAUCUAGUCGCUACUCAAACCACCAGUCUUCUGUUUUGGACAAGCGACAAGAAAAGAGUGAGCCCCCUAGGAGACCAGUUGGACUUAGACGAAGUGUUGGCAAAUGUGGCUCCAUGGACCUGAGCGAUGACCCCCAGAGUUCCAAUAUUCUGUGCUCCGACCAGGAGUCAAAUUCCAUACAGCCCACCAAAAAAUAUACUGUCCCACUUCAAAGAGAAGACGGUAAGACUAAUAGGGUGACCCAGGCUUUAAGUCGUGUCAAUAGCUUGUCAGCACCAAGACCCACUCGGGCAUCCAUGCUCCGACGAGCACGACUUGGCGAUGCCUCCGACAACGAGACCACUGAAAUGGACAGGCCUUCUCAUGAGAUGGCUAAGCAGCCACAGGAAACUAAAAAACUAUCUCGGUGGGAUAUGCUGGCAAUGCCUCGACGGCGGACUAGCUCCUUUCACACACCCAGUGACACAGAGAGCUCCUCCGCCACACAGUGGACGGGAAGGAGCACAGCGUUCCCAAACCGCAACACAGAGUCUGGGAGCAGCUCUGUUUACAAGACGUCAGCUCUGGGGCCAAAAUCAGGCGAAAGGCCUCAGAAACCCCCUCUUACCAAGACACCCAUCACCCGUAUACGCUCCAGUAGUGCCAAAUACGCCAGCAGCACAGCAAGCUCUCGGAGACGGCAGAAAGGUUCUGGCUAUACCUCCACCUCAGACGAGGAGUACGACUGCAGUCAAAGCAUUCCUAAACACAAACGCUCCCAACCUUCCUCAGCCUCACACAGCCCACACCGUCCACCUCGACCCCACCCAGUGGUUCCGGUCCACCCGAAACCCAGCAGCAAAGAUUCUGAGGAGGAGAACCAGGAGGCAGAGGCCUUCCACAACUGGUCCACACACAGUGCUGAGAUUGCACGCUUGAGUCAAGACUUGGCCAAAGAUCUCGCCAUCUUGGCAAGAGAGAUUCACGAUGUCGCAGGUGAAGGCGACCAACAGAGCUCAAGCGUGGAGAGAAGCAUGCCUGUGUCUGCAAUGACUGCUCACGAAAAACUGAUUCACCAUAUACCAGAAACGGGAUUAAACUAUGAAAGAGCCCCACCUAGUUCUUCAUCAGCGGCAGAACCGUGUCUAAACUUGCGUGAUCGUGAGCCAAACUUCAUGGAGCAACCUCACAACACAGAGGAGAUCAUUGUGGAUGACCCCAUGCUCAAUCCAGUGUCUCAGGUCAUCAUGGCCAUCAGAGAGAAUACGGAGCAACUGUCUGAGAAGAUCAAAGUACUGUUUCAGGACAGGAUGGAUGUCUGGGAACAAAUUGAGGCUGAAGUGAAUUCUGAUGGUGAUGGCCCUGUCAUCAAAGCGUCAAAUAAGGACAUCACUUCUAUUUUGAAAGAACUCAGGAGAGUCCAAAGACAACUUGAGGUCAUAAAUACAGUCAUGGAGCCCAGUUGCCAGCCGGAUUCUCGCUCUGAGGUCCCGUCCUCAUUAGGUGAUCGCUCUUCCAGACCUGCAGCCUCACGAGACUGGAGAACAGUCCACUCCGUGUCGAAGCGAGGCGGCGGUCGGAGACCAGGUGAGAGCGUGCGUAGGGCCGCUGUAACACCAGACGACAUCAGAGAGGGAUGCUUGGUUUGAUAUCAGCCUCCUCCAGGCCUGAACCACAAACACAGGUGUCAGACCUUUUUGCAGGAAGUGAAAUUGAGCGGAGAGGGGGGAAAGUGGAAGGUGAAACAGACUUGGAACUUCCCACACAACCAGUCAAAAACACACUACUGAACUUUGAGCACUACGGUGAUGUAACAACAUCCAGUCUAAGACUGUUUCUCACUGAAUCGUUCCUACAACACUACUUUUGUGUGUGUGCAGGCGUGUGACAUUUUCCAAUCAUUGACCAACUGCUGAUUUUUAAGCUAAACCUAAAUGAAGAUGCAUUCGUAACAUUAAAAAAAGCAACCUGAGAAGAAUCUACUCAGGGAUUCCAACUUAAACUUUAAUUGUGCUUGCGCUCACUGGUAAAUCACAUUCUUGAAUAUAUUAGUUUUGCAGGAAUGCCGCUAUCGACGUGUUGUGUGUUCUUGAUCGAUGUUCACCAGAUUUCUCAAUGAAUGUCAACUAUUUAUAAGGGCUCUUUUGUGGGACACGCAUUUAUUAUAUGCAAGAUGGCAUGAUGGGGAGGCAUUCUUCGGACUCUACAAUCUGUGAAUUAUGAUUUUUUUUUAAUCUGUCAGUUUUAUAUAUCUGACUUAAAGUUAACCAAAUAAACAGGUAAUGUAAAACUUAAUUUUAAGGAACCAAUUUUAGUUAGUUUUGUAGUGUGAUACCGCGGUUAAGAUGUUGUGAUUCAUUAGCAUUCUUUGACCACAUCAUCUCUUACUAAAGCGUCCCCUCAAUCACAAGGCCACUUCUGGCAAGUCCUCACUCUGCGUCCUGAUAUUUAAUUUUGUCAUUAGGAGAUAUUGUAAGUGCUUGAUCGUUUGUGAUCACCAAUUACCUCUAAAUGUCUUCAGGCUUUUUGCACUAAAGUAGCACAACCUUAUCUCCUCGUCUCUACAUGCUGCAAUUUCAAAGCCUUUUUCUCCUGCAGGAUGAAUAUAACGUACCAUGGUGCACCAGCACGCUAUAUUGUUCCUCUUCCCCAGUCCAGGUUGUCCAUGAUUGUCAGGUUUAUGCAAGUGCCACAGGAGCUGUGAGGACGCGUCUUGCAGCCAAGUGCAAGCUGUUUACAAGUGAAUGUGUGACGUGUUGCUGCUAAUCAUCUUUGAUGGGAUACUGGGGUUUAAUCCCAACGAAGACCUUACAAAGCUACAAUGUAAAUAUAAUGUCAGUUUGUGUCUUAUCUUUUUUUUUUUUUUUUUUUUUUUUUUAGAAAUUUGUGUGUGUUUGGAGAGAAUCACUUCUAGUUGUCUUCUUUGUGUUUUAUGUUUGGUCCUUGUGUCAAAGAACUAUAUGGGUAUUUUCCAAAUAAAUGAAACUAGCACAAAUGU
This is a messenger RNA of Doryrhamphus excisus (bluestripe pipefish), 6389 nucleotides long. It is a transcript of the gene cep170ba, whose product is annotated as centrosomal protein 170Ba. Gene Ontology annotation, molecular function: protein binding. The record is from RefSeq and is a predicted model, not a curated record. NCBI's taxonomy places the organism in Eukaryota, Metazoa, Chordata, Actinopteri, Syngnathiformes, Syngnathidae.